AUGGAGGAGAGAACUGUCGUUACCAUCCCUGACCUAUUUAAGUGCUUCUUGACCCAAGAACCCAGAUAUAAUAAGGGGUACCAAGCUGCUAAACUGGAGUCGGAGCGAUGGCUUGCAAAAACAUGCGACUUCGCUCCUAGUAUGAGCGAAAAGGUCAGCGCCUGCGAUUUCUCGUUUUUCAUCUCCAUCGCCGCACCCGACGCGCCUCCAGACAGGCUGAAAACUUUAUGCGACUGGGGAAAUUGGGUCUUUCCAUUCGACGACUUAUUCGACUCAGGCGAGCUGAGGACCGACCUUUCAACAUCCGAGCAUGUUCUCGAUAGCCUCAUGGCCAACAUGAUGGGCAGUCCCUUCGUCGGAUACAAGCUCCCUAUCGUGAAGGCACAUGACGACAUUUACAAACGGUUCAAAAAAGGCUCCUCCUACGGUACCCAGAGACGAUUUGUUCGUGCUAUGCAGCACUACACGCUAGGUGUAGCGCACCACGUCGGGCACUUCACCACCAAUCACAUCCCGUCCCUAGAGGAGAUGCUAUCGACACGGCAGCUAUCGGUUGGCGUCGCGCCACUCUACCAUCUCGUUGAGUACGCGCAUGAGAUUGUGCUUCCAGAUGAGGUCUUUGAUCACCCCGUGAUUCAAACACUAGAGUGCCUCGGUGCUGACUUCGUUAUUCUAUCUAACGACAUACUCUCGUACCGCAAAGAAGAGGGCGAGGGGUGUCCUUUCAAUAUGACCGCUGCAUGCCGACUAGCCGGGUACUCAGCGCAAGAAGCUUUCGAUAUAUUGGGUUCCCUGCUCGAGCAGCGUUACAUUCAAUGGGAUCAAGCUAUCCAUAAUCUGCCCAGUUGGGGUGCAGAUAUCGAUGGUGAGGUCCGCCGGUACAUUGAUGGCAUUCAGAAUGUUGUGCAGGCCAACAUUAGUUGGAGCUUUCGUUCACAGCGAUACCUUGGCAAAAAUGCCCUUGAGGUGCGACGCACUCGUAAGAUCGAUGUUAUGACGACUCCUCCAUACUUGAGGAUUAUGGAUACCAGACCCUCAUUACUAAAGUCACGAUGCGUUCCAUCAACUAGUAAGUUCCACCAGCUAGGUAAUUAG
Messenger RNA from Bipolaris zeicola 26-R-13, 1095 nucleotides. RefSeq lists its product as uncharacterized. The record is from RefSeq and is a predicted model, not a curated record. The transcript has 6 exons. Lineage: Eukaryota; Fungi; Ascomycota; Dothideomycetes; Pleosporales; Pleosporaceae. Bases 1 to 1095 code for a protein of 364 amino acids.